UGAAGUUCGUAUGUCCCAGGCGUCUCUGAACACGUCACCGAACUUUUUCGAAGGGGCUGUUGAGGUGAAGAAAAGUGGUUUAUUAGUGUGGGGCGUUUAAUAUGUCGCAGGUUAUCGCGUGAGAAGCGGAUUAUAUAGCUAUCUGGACAUGCUCCAAAAGACUUUACGGAAGUUUUCCAGCUUUGACAACUUUGCUGAGCUGGGUGUUUGACUGCUCUGAUUUCUGUACCUGGACUCGUUCAAAGCGAACCAUGUCGCAGCCGGAGCAGAAAGAGCCCACCCUGAGCUCGGAUGCACCUAAACCCGCUCCGGUGAACCCCAGAGCGGUCUGUAGCGUGUGUAAACGCCUUUACCGGGACCCUAAAAUCCUCCCCUGCCUUCACACGUUCUGCUCCGACUGCAUCGGCCAGCUGGAGGCGUUCUCGGUGUCUUCUCGUGGGAACGGGAGUUGCGGAGAGGCGGUGAAGACAAGCCGACAAAGCGUCACAACAACGGUACUGUGUCCCGAGUGUGACUCCGAAGUGGACCUCCCUCAGCAGGGUCCGGCCGGACUGAGUACAGACCACCUGGCGCUGGACGAAGUGUUCCUGGAGACCCUGGUGACCAACGGCCCGCUGGGAUGCGACCUGUGCGGGGAAGGAGGCGCUGAGAGCCGCUGUGAGGUCUGCUCGGUCAACCUUUGCGAGUUCUGCUGCCAAGCUCACAGACGUCAGAAGCGAACAGCGUCUCACUCUGUUCAGGCGGUGGAGGACCUGAAGGCUCGUGGACGUCUUGGUCGUCCCAUCCUCUGCUCUCUUCACCCCGGCCAGGAGCUCAGGCUCUUCUGUCAGCUCUGCGACCUACCCGUAUGUCUGGACUGCGCUUCCACGCUGCACAGAGACCACCACUGCUGUCCUACGCACGACGUCAUCGACCAUCACGGUGACCGUAUUCGAGAUCUGGUCAGCACGCGUCUACGACCCCGACUGGAGCAGAUGGAGGAAGUUCUACAGAAGGUGGAAACUUCCCAGGAGAAUUUGAAGGUACGGGUCGAGGCAACAGCCAGUGAGAUCAGAGCCUUUGCUCGAGGCUACGCCAGCGCUGUGGAGGCCCAUUGUCUGUCUCUGCUGCGGCGCCUAGAGGAGCUUCAGGUCCAGCGCAGAAACGUCCUCCACCUGCAGAGCGUGCAGCUGCAGCAGGGCCUGCUGGAUGUCCGAGGCAGUGUGGCGUUUGCCGAGCGCCUCCUGAGCUGUGGGUCUGACGCCGAGAUCCUCAGCGCUAAAGGAGUGACUCUAAGACGACUCGCCAGCCUGGCAGAGAGAGGCUAUAACCCUUGUCCAGCGGCGGUCGCCCCAGACGAUAGCAGCAGCAUUUGCUUCCUGCCCAGAGAGCCAGCCGGAGAGGUGGAGGGCUACCCAGUGGUGGGUGUGAUUAACUGGAGGACGCUGGAUGUCAGCAGGUGCACCAUUGAAGGAGAAGGUCUGCGGCGGGGCAGCGAGGGCCAGCCGGGCCGUUUUAGCCUGGUGUGUCGAGACUCAGCCGGGGAGCAGAUGGCUCGAGGAGGAGAGCAGGUCCUCGUCAGCAUCGUCCACAAAGAGAAGAAGAACUGCGCUGUGGAGACGGUGGUGGUGGACAACGCUGAUGGAACGUACAGCGUUUCAUACAAGCCUGAGGAACCAGGACCUUACUCUGUGUGGGUUUGUGUCAAAGCCCAGCAUGUGAAGGGUUCUCCGUUCCUGCUGAAUGUGAAGAAGAAGUUCAGACACCACGGUGGGACGUUCCACUGCUGCUCCUUCUGCUCCAGUGGAGGAGCCAAAGAGGCAAUCUGUGGCUGCGCAGGAACGAUGUCAGGAGGGUUUAAAGGCUGUGGUCACGGUCAUAAGGGACAUCCCGGGAAGCCCCACUGGUCCUGCUGCGGCAGCACCACUGAGAAGUCUGAGUGUUUACCUCCGAGCGUGUUGGCUGCUGUCUCUCCUCGUGGACAUCUGCGCACCGUGGAGCUGUGAGGGACCCAGAGAUGAGAACACAGAUCCAUCUAUAUUCUUGUCGUUGUUAUAAACAACAUUACAAUGGAACAAAUGCAGAGCUCUCAGUCAAAAACGGUCUGUUCUCUGGUGUUCACAUGUCUGUGGACAAUUAUUUCACCUAAAUGAAAAUGUGAAAUCAUUCUUUACUUGUUUCCAUCAUAUAGAGGAUUUUUUAAUAAAUGACAUCUAAAAAAAAACACUAUUAAAUACAGCCAUGAUGUGUUGAGCUCCACUGUAUCCCCUCUGUGGGCAGAUCAUGGCUCAGAAGAACAACACAUCUCCUGGUAGACCAUGCUGACUAACACUAACCCAGCUGAAUGUUGCCGACCACAGUCUCCUCCAGUAACUGUAACAGCCCAAACCACUACACCACCUCCACCUUGGGUCUAAUCCUAACCCUGGCUCUAACGAGGUUACCCUAACCCAAACCACUACACCACCUCCACCUUGGGUCUAAUCCUAACCCUGGCCCUAACAGGGUUACCCUAACCGAAACCACUACAACACCUCCACCUUGCUUUUGUUGUGGCUCUAAUCCUAAAGGUUGGUUUAUGCUUGACGCGUCCGUGAGGUCCGCACGGCUCCGCGCGGAAAAGUUGCGUCAUUUUAACAACCACGCCCCUCCACCGCACCUCCGCACGGCCCAAAAUUUCCGCAGCGCGCACCUAGGAAAUUUUCUAACCACGCGGACGGUCGGACGCGGAAAAGCAUGGCGGACCGGCAAGAACUAGUAUGGCAGAGGUUCAUAAAUACAGACAUUUGUGUGAUUCAGCUCUCAGAGAUCACCGCGAUCAACAUGUUGUUAAUAAUUCUUGGUGAGAAAUAGCUCGCACUGUCAGAAAAGACAAGGACCCUGUUAAAAAUGCUGGAAUGCCAUGUUGUAAACAACAGUAAUUUUUACUUCUACUAUGGUGUAGUGUUGGAUGCAUGUCGUAGAGCUCCAUGCUGCCCCCUACAGUUUGGGAGAAUAUCGGCUCACCGCAGAGACAAGCCGCUUGAACCAUAAACGCUGCAAGUUGUGAAGCGCGUUCCAUCCGCGAGCCGCAUCACCAAGCGGAAAGUAAAUGCGUCAACCAUAAACCAAGCUUAACCCUGGCUCAAACAGGGUUACCCUAACCCAAACCACUACACCACCUCCACCUUGCUAGUGUCUUGCCUCUAACAGGGUUUCUACACCAAAGAGGUUCCUGUGCUUGUCCUUAAAAAAUAGUCUUGUGACCCAUAAUAUCUGUCAGACAGAUUAGACAUACACGACUAUUGUAAGAAAACCACCCAUUUGUAGCUUUUCCCUCCCCCGCCCCCAAAUUCCAGGAUUUUAGGUAAGAACAUAUACAAUUCUUGAAAGCAGAAAAACUGAAUUUAUUGGAGGAAAGAAGCUCUGAGUGUCUCUAAAUGAGCUGCUGAUCUGAGUAAAAGUGAAACCAACUCAGAGAUUUUAGACUUGGAGCUCAUGUUUUCCUCAGCUGUUCUCUUGGAACCAGCAGAUGGUGCUGGGAGAACAGCCAGAGCUCUUGGUAAUGGGAACACGAAGAACUGGUUCACUACUGGAACUGGAAAAAGUGGACCAUCCAUCCAUUCCCAGUUGCUUAACCUUUUUUUCCUUUCAGGUUUUUAUGCCAUUAAUUUGUGUUUUUUCAAGUAGUGCAGAAUCACAAAGGUGGAUCUGCACCAGAGUCAGCCCCGCCCAUUCACGCAAACUCAGCCCAGCCCACUGACUUCUUCUGUUUGUUUUUUUUUUUUGUUUGUUUUGUUUUUUUACUUUAUUGCAAACUAACCUGACCUACAUGAACUACGGCUGUUACUAGUUUACAGUUGUUAAUACUAAAUUCCAAUUAAGCAAGAUAAGUAUAAUUUGCUACAUGAAAUGAAAGGUUCUUUUCAGCAAAUUUCUGCCCACGGCCGCUCCGACAAAAUGCGCCUAAACCAGGGUUUUAGGCUAACCGAUUAUUGUAUGAGCUCUGGUAGUCCAGUGGUGUAACGGUCUGACUUAUGCUUCGUUUUGCCCUCUGCUGACGCUGGUUUGACUCUCACUGGGGUCGGCAGUAAUGUAUUUAGCCAACUGAAACAGAUUUUAUUUAUUAAUAUUUUAGUUUUAUUGAUUAUUUUCUACAAAAUAUUUUAUGUCUCUAAAAAGGUAUUUGAAUUUGGUUGUUUCUAAGCAGCAUUUUAGUUUAAACUCUGGACCCACACUGGCUAAAUAAACAAAGAAGGUAAAAACAAACUGAUUAGUUGUUAUAUUUUAAACCGUUUACCAAUAAAGGGUUGAAAACACAAUAUUGGCAAGAGUAGCUAGGAAAAAAAAAGUUGAUGCCACGACCGGGAGGAGAACCUGCACAAAACUACACACCAGUCUGACACCAUAGUCACCCCACCACUACAUCUGUUACAGUAUGGUUGGUGCCACGUAUCCUAUCUAGUGUGUCUUUGUAGACGGAUGGAUGGUUUUUCUGGCGGUGUCCCAGUAGAAGUCAUUUCAGAAGUCAUUUUUCAGAAAAUCCACAGAAUAUCCAGAUCUGAGAACCAAGACCAGACCUGCUUCAGGGGGAGAAGAAAUGCACAGUAGUGGCUUACUUUCUUCCAUUUGCAGGAAAAAUCUUUACAUUCAAUUCAGUUCAGAAAUACUUUAUUAAUCCCAGAGGGAAAUUGAUUGCUGUAGUAGCUCUGAAUAAUAAUAAUAAUCAAGUCAUCCAAGAGUUAUUGUAUAUUACAAUGGCUGUUGGCAGGAAGGAUCUCCAGUAGCGGUCAGUGUUGCAGCCAAACUGAAGAAGCCUCUGACUGAAGGCACUCUUCCGUUGUCGGACAGUCUUGUGAAGAGAAUGCUCAGGCUGAUUUAAAUCAGAAUAAAAUACAAACUUUAGGCUUCAGUUAAGCUGCGUGUUUGCGUGUAUCUGAUGUCGGCAACAGCCGGGAAACGUUUGUGUUUUCUGAAAAUAAAAUGUUGCUUUUAUGUGAGAUCAGCUGAUGCUGUUUUAACCUCCAACCCUCUCCAAAGCUGCUCUGACUUCUCCAGAGGUUUUGACCCACCCACCCACUCCUUGUUGCAACAUGAAAAAUAAAGUUUUCACUCUCA
Nothobranchius furzeri (turquoise killifish) is the source of this 5076-nucleotide messenger RNA. The record is from RefSeq and is a predicted model, not a curated record. Lineage: Eukaryota; Metazoa; Chordata; Actinopteri; Cyprinodontiformes; Nothobranchiidae.